Molecule: messenger RNA, 2838 nt
Organism: Penicillium bovifimosum
Lineage: Eukaryota; Fungi; Ascomycota; Eurotiomycetes; Eurotiales; Aspergillaceae
Exons: 6
Coding region: 1-2838 (945 amino acids)
Biological process (GO): septin cytoskeleton organization
Cellular component (GO): endocytic vesicle; plasma membrane; cytoplasm
Source: RefSeq, a predicted model, not a curated record
AUGGAGCUCUCACGACAAGAGUACCCAACGUUGUUGGUAAGAUUGAGCAGCGCAAACCCUAAGGUCAACCAUUAUGGUGGUUCUAAGCUUACCAUUGGUGUUAUUUGCUCUGUUCAGGCUACACUUAAUCCCAGCCAAGCUGCAACCGUCCUCGCCGACCGCAUAAGACUCAUUAACAAAGUCAAUGCGGAUAUCGCGGAUUACUUGCAGGUAUGGCAAUCCGAGGCCCGAUCCGAUCUGGUUCCUGAAAUGAUUGGCGAUAGGAACGACGCCGCGUCGAAGAAGCUUAUGCCCAAGGAUUGCGGAAGCUGGCGCAUAGGCCACAGCAGGACAAUGGAGCUGCUCUUGGGUAAAUCAGACUUCCCUGGAAUUAUUGAAGGUGCCUUGCACCCAACAGAGUCUCUGACCUACGGAACUAGUAUUUUCCAAAUCCCCUGGCAACGCAUCAUCAACGCCACCGAAUCGCUCGCCGUGUCGCACGAGACCCUGGCGACCAAAAUCGAGGAGGAUGUCGAACGACCUCUAAGGGAGUUCAGCAAGGAGAAUCGCGACAUGCAGUCGAUGCCUGGCAUCCAAACCAGUCUGGCGGGGUUGGCAAAGAAUGUGGAGAAUGCGCAAAAGAAGGUUGACAAAGCUAGGGCCAAGGGUGUCAAGGGUGCAGACAAGCUUGCCGUCGAGAUUGCCAAUGCCGAGGAAGUUCAUCAGCAAUGGGACUCGCGGGCCCCGUUCGUUUUUGAGCAACUCCAGGCCGCAGACGAGAGUCGACUCAACCACCUUCGGGACGUGCUAACGCAGUUGGAGACCCAUGAAGUGGAUCAAGUUGAGCGUGCCCGCGAGGCCGCUGAAAGCUGCCUGAACGUCCUCCUGAAUGUUCAAACAGAAGAUGAGAUAAAGACUUUUGCAGCCAAAAUGGUUGGCACACGGGUCCCUAGUGCACCCAUCUCCAGACGACAGACUGAACGGGCGGAGACGCCCAUUGCACAUGAACAGGGACCCCAGCGCACACAGACUGCCCCAUUUGAGUCCCAACACUUCACGCCACCGGCAGAAGCACCGCUUCCGUCCACUCCACACAUUCAAGAUGAUGCCGCAAGCCAGCGAUCAGGGGCGUCUGAAAGGCCUGUCGCUCAGACUCCGCCAGUACCUGAAGCACAGCCACGGCACACUCCUCUAGGGGGUUUGAGACGUCUCGGCACCGUCAUGAACAGGAGAAAGAGCGUUGUUGUGCCCUCUGGAUCCUUCGACAGAAAGGCAGAGAAGAAGCGUAGUCCCUUCUCUGCAUUCAAGCGAGCUGAUUCUCGCGAUAUGCAAAUACCCGAAUCUCCACCUCAAACCCUCUCUGACCGUCCCGACACAUCCUUUACGGAUCAAUCGUCAUUGCGAAACCCUAGUGUGUCUCAAGAUCGGACCGGAUCGUUGACUGCUACCACUAUCCCCGAGGUGCGCUCAGAGAGCAUCUCGAAUGGAACUACAGCAGACGCUCAGGCUGGGUUGGCCAACAAUAAUGUCAACCAGCCACAUGUCGAUUCGGAAGGUUUCAGCGAGCGUCCUUCUACCAUUGAUGAGAUCACGCAUGAGUCUGGUCUGAAUCUCACAAUUCGCGACCAACCCAUCUUUGAGGAUGAGAGCCAGGCGAAGCAGGCCAUGGAUGACAUGGCAAAUACUCUCCGAAUGCGGGCUCAGCAGACAGGCAUGAGACGCAACGCAGGGACCAUUCGUGGGCGCCGUGACGUUCGUAAUACCAUCUUUGUUGCCUCGCCUACCAAUGAGUUGCCACCAUCCUCGGCCGGAUCGGGAUCACAGCCGCCAACCUCUCCAAUGAGGCAUAUGGCCUCACCCAGCGUCACCCCCAGUCUUGCUAAUGAUGACCAUACGGUUUCUGAUACUACGUCCGUUCGCUCCGGACACACCGUUCAUGGCGCCGGAGCUACAAUCCAUCCUGAUCUAUAUGAGCCGGGCCUGAACGCGUCGAUCAUUGAGACAGUCAAUGCAUGGUUCUCCGAGGGCAAUGUUACCAAGUCCUUCGUUGUGGGCGAGCUUGCUCUGGCAAACAACGCCGCGCCCGGCUCUGCGGUAGAUCAAACACGCAUCCGCCUCGAUAACUUCCAGGUGCUAGAGAAGGUCGCAGCCAAUCCCCAUUUCGUCCAGGAGGUUGCCAAAGAUGCCGGCGAUGAGAAACGAGGCGAAUACGAUAUCCGCCUGGGCAGCAUCUCUCGCCCCAUGCCAACAGUCGCAUUCAAAUACCAAGUGCACGUCGACCCAGCCAACCCCUCCGCCUACUGCCCCGUAAUCUUCAAGCCAGUCUGGAACCUAGAAGAACUCCAGGCCAGCGCCAUCAUUUACUAUACGCCCAACCCAUCCUUCAUCUCCGCCUCAGCGGAGCCAAUUACCCUCAAGAACCUCGUUCUAACCAUCAACCUGGACACCGCCGCCGAAGAUCAGACCACCAAGCAGCCACGCGAGUCAGUCGCCCACGCCACCAGCGCCGCUAUGUACCCCAACACCGGCGCCACCUUCCGUCGCAAGACCUCCACCGUCACAUGGCGGAUCCCGGAGCUGGAAGUCAAGACUGCCACCACCCCAGGCGCAGAGGGCAAGUUCCUCGUUCGCUUCGUGACUUCCACCCCGGGACCUCGCAAGGGCACCGUCGAAGCAAAGUUCGAGCUUCACACGACCGACUCCACUUCUCGGCUCGGCAUCACCCGCGCAGCAUCUGAGGCAGAGCAGCCGGAAGUCGAUCCAUUCGCCGACGACGGCCGUGAAUCUCAGUCUUCGGCUGCGUGGCUGGGUGUCCCGACUGCACGCAAGCUGGUCGGUGGGAAGUACGUCGCUUCCUAA